Messenger RNA from Athalia rosae (coleseed sawfly), 2885 nucleotides. RefSeq names its product protein O-mannosyltransferase 1 (gene rt). Gene Ontology annotation, molecular function: dolichyl-phosphate-mannose-protein mannosyltransferase activity. The coding region runs from base 172 to 2538 and encodes 788 amino acids. The record is from RefSeq and is a predicted model, not a curated record. Gene Ontology annotation, biological process: protein O-linked glycosylation via mannose. Lineage: Eukaryota; Metazoa; Arthropoda; Insecta; Hymenoptera; Athaliidae. Gene Ontology annotation, cellular component: membrane; endoplasmic reticulum. The transcript is spliced from 7 exons.
AUGCCGGUUUCUUCCUCACAGUGAUUCUUGAGCAUCGUUGCCACUAUAAUCUGUUCGCGGAUCACGCGGCUGGGGUAUCAAGGCAGCCAAAUUUUCGCGUAAUACUGGCAAAAUUUCGCUGUUUUCAUCGAUAUUAUUAUUCCGAACCCAUGCAAUUUCCACUCAUACGUCAUGGACAAUCCUAAAAAAAAAGGUAAAACAAUUGACAACAAAGAAAGAAUUGAAUCGUGCUCUAGAACUACCGCGAAUUUUGAGUGCAAUGACAUCAAGGACUCCCGGGCGAAAAUUGAUCGGAUUGAGGAUAACAGCGAGAUCACGUCUAACAAUAAAAUGCAUGUUGUGGAAAAAGCAGAAAAAGAAUUACAGCUCAACGCUUCGCCAAACCAGUUAACAAUAAAUUUACAAAUUGAUUUGGUAGCUGCAUUUUUGUUGUUUGCGGGAUUGGUGACUCGAUUAUAUCGGCUGGAAGAACCACGAAGUAUAGUGUUUGAUGAGUUACACUAUGGUAAAUAUGUUGGGCUCUAUAUGAAGCAAACAUACUUCUUCGACUCUCAUCCACCCCUGGGAAAGCAACUGGUAUCAGUGGCGGCUUAUUUGGCUGGUUUCGAUGGAAAAUUCAAGUUUGAUAGAAUAGGAAGCGAAUAUACAGAUCUAGUGCCUCUGUUUGCGCUAAGAAUUGUCCCUGCACUCUGCGGGAGCUUAGUUUUACCUACGGUUUAUCAUUUGGCUCUCGAAUUAGGUUUAAAGCAAUGGAGUGCCGCUAUAGCUGGGCUGAUGUUGUUAUUCGACAACGCACUUUUGACUCAGUCAAGGUUUAUCCUGAUGGAAAGCAUUUUAAUUCAGUUUUCCCUUUUCGGCUUGCUCUGUGUUGGGAAGUUUCGGAAAAUUAUGGACAAGCCAUUUACCAUUUCUUGGUGGAUAUGGCUCUCCCUAGCAGCUGUUAAUUUGACUUGUGCUUUAUGCGUGAAGUAUGUUGGAUUUUACUCUCUGCUUCUUUCGUUGGCUCUUAUUGCUCGCGAUUACUGGAGCCUGAUUCCACAUAAAUAUUUAUCUACGGCGGUUUUAUACAUUCAUUUACUAGCUAGACUGAUAGUGCUCAUAACAAUCCCAAUAUUCAUCUACAUUGGGGUGUUUUAUGUGCAUUUAUCCAUACUCACAAAGGCUGGGCCCCAUGAUUCAGUAAUGACGAGUGCCUUUCAAGCAAGUUUGGAAGGUGGCUUGGCGAGUAUCACAAAGGGUCAGCCAUUGGAGGUCGCACACGGUUCCCAAAUCACUUUGAGACAUACCCAUGGCCGUGCGUGCUGGUUACACAGUCACAACCAGGUGUAUCCACUUCGUUACCCGGAUAAUCGUGGGAGUUCCCAUCAACAACAAGUAACUUGUUAUUCGUUUAAAGACGUAAAUAAUUGGUGGAUAGUGAAGAGACCUGGAAUCGAUGGCCUUGUUGUGUCAAAGCCUAUUGAGCCGAUAAAGCAUGGAGACGUAAUCCAGCUUGUUCACGGAAUAAGUAGCAGAGCAUUAAACUCCCACGAUGUUGCUGCACCGAUGUCCCCACAAAAUCAAGAAGUUUCUUGCUACAUUGACUACAAUGUUUCAAUGCCGGCACAAAAUCUUUGGAGAGUGGACAUAAUCAAUAGAGACCAAACUGGACCGAUUUGGCAUACUAUUCAGAGCCAAAUACGUUUAAUCCACGUGAACACUGAGCAAGCACUAAAAUUUAGUGGCAGACAAUUACCGGAUUGGGGAUAUAAUCAGCACGAAAUUGUAGCUGAUAGAAUUAUAGAACAACCUGAUACAGUCUGGAAUGUUGAAGAACAUAGGUAUACUAAAAGUGAAGACCAAAAGCAGAGGGAAAGAGAGUUAGUUGGAGCUGAAAUGAUACCAUUACGAGCUACUACACUUAGCUUCUGGGAAAAGUUUGUUGAACUACAAACAAAAAUGUUUUUUAAUGCCCAAGAGGGUCAAAACAGUCACAUGUACUCCAGCGAUCCACUGGAAUGGCCAUUAAUGACACGUGGUAUCGCAUACUGGGUUUCAACUGAGAGUAACGCUCAGGUGCACUUACUUGGCAACAUAGUCGUUUGGUAUUCCGGGGCUAUAUCUAUUUUAACAUAUUCCUGCCUCCUGGUAUUUUAUUUAAUGAGACGUAGAAGACUGUGUUUUGAUAUAUCUGACAAAGAGUGGAAUCGAUUUGUCGGUUUUGGAGAAGUCUUACUCAUUGGAUACUUACUGCAUUUUUUGCCUUUCUUUUUUAUAGAACGGACUUUAUUUCUACACCAUUAUUUGCCGGCAUUUGUUUUUAAAGUUUUGAUAACGUCAGCAGUGAUAGAUCAUCUACACUAUUUAAUUGGGACAAGACUGAAAUGGAAUCUUGCUUUAUACUUGUACAAAUUAGGUAUCGCCGCAUGGAUCGGAUCAAUUAUAUUUGUAUUUAAGAAGUUCGCCGUACUAAGCUAUGGAAUGACCCCAUUGACCGUCACGGAAAUAUUGAAAUUAAGAUGGCGUGAUACAUGGGAUUUCAUUAUCCACAAAACUUGAGUCUGGUAAGUCUACUAAGUUUGUUAACGUACUCAUUCAUAGUACAGUUUGAGAUUUUCGUACUUAUCAAUUAUAGUACUAUUACGCCGCCAGUUGAUUUAUGUAUUGACUAAGCAAAAAUCUGUAAUUAUUUUCAACAUAAAGUAUAACGACUGGAUGGCGAUCCAUACCAAGCGUGUCUAUUUGCUAAAAAGCAUUUGCACUACCUUCUACAAAGAUAUCCCGAUUUUUUAUAGUAUUUAUUAGUAUUACAAGUACAUCAAACUGUCGGAAGACAAUUCAGUACAUGUUCUAAAGUAUAUCCAUUUGUGGAAAAAAGAGAAAUAAAUCACUAUUUACACCAUAAA